AUGAAAUCAAUUAUAAAAUUGAUAUUAUUUUUAACAUUUGUUAUUACUAUUGUUCAUAGUCAUUCAUCUAUAUCAAUUGCAAACAAGAUUAAAAUAGAUACAAAUUUGGUUGAAGAUGUAAAAGGAGUAAUAACAUGUGACCUAUGUCUAGUAGUAGUUAAAACAGUUCAAGCAAUGCUUCAAACUGAAACUGGUCAACAAGAUGUACUCAAAUAUUCUGUAGAUACUUGUGUAUUAUUUAAAAUUGAAAAACCUGAAGUUUGUGAAGGAUUAUUACCAUUAUUUUCAAAUGAAACAUUUGAUAUAGUAGGGAAUAAAAGUUAUUCACCAGAAUAUUUAUGUGGAUUUGUAGGGAUUUGUCCAUUUACACCAAAGAAUUUUAGUGGAGUGGUAGAGUUUCCAAAACCAAAGCCACCUCAUGUCGAUCCUGUACCACCUAAAAAGGGUGGACCAUCGGCCACUAUACUUCAUCUAAGUGACCUUCAUGUGGAUACCAUGUAUGUGGCUGGUAGUAACAAUGAUUGUGGAGAGCCUAUUUGUUGUCGUGCUCAUAAUGGUAUGGGUAGCGGACCGACUGCUGCCGGCUAUUGGGGAGACUAUCAUUGUGAUGUAAACAUGCCAACUCUGAUUAGCAUGUUGGAACACAUUGCAAGCGAGCAUACAAUCGAUUAUAUCCAAUGGACUGGUGAUAAUGUACCACACGACAUUUGGAUGCAAACCAGAGAAACUCAACUCAAUGCAACUCAUCAUCUCACCAAUCUCAUCAAACAAUACUUUCCGGGUGUACCAGUUUUCCCAUCGAUUGGAAAUCAUGAGGCCGUUCCAGUCAAUGCAAUGCAAUUGCCUCCAAACAGUAAUUGGUUGUUUAGUGCAUUGACACAGUAUUGGGGUGAAUGGUUAGAUGAUGAUGCAUUGUCUACAUUGGAUUUUGGUGGUUACUAUACCGUCAUGAUGCCACCACCUCUUCAAAAUACUAGAAUGGUAUCAUUAAAUAUGAAUUGGUGUAAUGAUCAAAAUCUAUAUCUUUUGGCCGAUAGUACAAACCCUGCAGGUAUGAUUACUUGGUUGGUCAACACUCUUCAAGCAGCUGAAGAUGCCGGUCAAAAGGUUUAUAUCAUCGGUCAUAUUCCACCAGGUAUCUCUGAUUGCGUUGAUGUCAUCUCUCAACAACUCUAUCAAAUUGUUAAUCGUUAUGAAGACAGUAUCGUCGCUUCAUUCUAUGGUCACACUCAUCGUGAUGGAUUUGAAGUUUAUCGUACCAAUGAUACUACUAAUCGUCCCUCUGGUGUAGUAUAUAUCACUCCAUCCACAACCACAUUCCAAAAUCAAAAUCCUUCUUAUCGUAUUUAUACUGUUGAUAUUGACUCGUCGUAUUUGGUUGAAUCAUCAACCUAUCAUAUUGACUUGGAUCAAGCAAAUCAAGCAGGAAAUAGUUCAUUACCAAUUUGGAAACUUGAAUACAAUGCAACCGAUGUCUACCAAAUGGAUAAUCUAUUUGCUCAAGAUUGGCAAGACGUCAUCACUCGUUUCUCUACCAAUCAUACAAUGCUAACAGAUUAUUAUAAUCGUAUUUAUUCCUCGAGUCCAUAUCCAAUCGCUAAUCCAUGUACUUCCAAUACUUGUAUUCAACAUACUCUUUGUGAAUUGGAAUCUACUUUUUACUAUCAAUAUAAAGCUUGUAUAGUAAAAUCUUAUAAUAACAACUUAAUUAGUUUAAUUAAUCAUUAUGAAUUUAUUAAUCAUCAAAAACAAGUUUGUUAA
This is a messenger RNA of Cavenderia fasciculata, 1761 nucleotides long. It is a transcript of the gene sgmB, whose product is annotated as saposin B domain-containing protein. The coding region runs from base 1 to 1761 and encodes 586 amino acids. The transcript has 2 exons. The record is from RefSeq and is a predicted model, not a curated record. Gene Ontology annotation, molecular function: sphingomyelin phosphodiesterase activity. Gene Ontology annotation, biological process: sphingomyelin catabolic process. Lineage: Eukaryota; Evosea; Eumycetozoa; Acytosteliales; Cavenderiaceae.